AUGCUUAAGACGGCAAGAAGGUACGAUGCCAAGUCAGACACUUUUCUGCUGGGCAACAAUACGACAAAUUGGGCGUACAGUCGGCAUGCCUAUAAACAGGCCGGCAUGGGGUCAGCAACAGAUGCUGUCUUCGAGUUCGCCAAAUCGCUUGAAAAGAUGAAGAUCGACGACGCCGAGUUCGCCUUCUUGAGUGCCAUCAGCGUCUUCUCAGAACGACCCGGCUUGAUAGAAGUGAAGAAAGUCGAAGACAUACAGGAGAUAUACACAGCCGCUUUGCAGGCGUACAUUGAGGUUCACCGGCCGAAGAGCAGAUCGAAUUUUGCCAGACUCCUCAUGAAACUGACCGACCUUCGUACACUUACAUCGGAGCAUGCGGACAUGCUCUACGCUCUGAGGUUAGAAACGCCAGUCGAUCAGAGACCGUUGAAACACAGUGACCACCAUCACCAGUAUGCAGGGGCCAGUGUCCAUUCAGCCCGGUCGUCGGCACCCAAUUAUGCUUCCAAACAAAACGGCUGUGGCACUGGUACGGAAGCGACCCCGUCCAGCGCCAGCUAUCGCGUUCCUAACGUGCGCAUUAAAGUGGAACCACUAGACCAUUCACCGGCAGACCACGUGAUCAAGUCCGAGGAGGUAGCGACCGAAGGUUUCAAAAAAAGCUGUUUCUCAUCACCUUCAAGCAUUCCCACGGAACAGGACAUUCUUCAGCAAGCCGUCGCGACCGCGCUUGGAACCUUGAUGAAGUCUGAGGAGGACGCAAUAGCGAUGGAAUCGACGUGA
This is a messenger RNA of Soboliphyme baturini, 780 nucleotides long. NCBI's taxonomy places the organism in Eukaryota, Metazoa, Nematoda, Enoplea, Dioctophymatida, Soboliphymatidae. The record is from the annotation of a GenBank genome assembly.